AUGCCUCUCCCUGGGACGAAAUCCGCGAGACUUCUCGAUAUGCUGAGCCUCAAGGGCAAGGUGGUCGUCGUUACAGGUGCUUCGAAUGGCCAUGGGAUCGGCAUUGAAGUAGCCCGCGGUUGUGCUGAACUGGGCACCAGCAUUGCCUUGACCUACUUCUCACGUAGUGAGAGUUGUCUUCAAAACAUCGGAGACUUAACUCGCGAUUACGGGGUCACAUCCCGUGCAUACACCCGUGACAUUAGUCGGUGGACAUCUGUCCAGGAGACUGUUUCCCAUAUCGUGAAAGACUUCGGGCAAAUUGACAUUUUUGUUGCAAACGCAGGCCGGCUAACUGACUCUGGUGUGCUUGAAGGCAGCGUCGAGUCAUGGGAGGAGGUUAUUCAAGCAGAUUUGAAUGGAACUUUCUAUUGCGCCAAAGCAGUUGGUCCGCACUUUAAAGAAAGGGGUUCCGGAAGCUUCAUCGUGAGCUCCUCGAUUUCCGGACAUAUUGCAAACUAUCCGCAAGAGCAAACAUGUUAUAAUGUCGCUAAAGCUGGAUGUAUUCACUUGGCAAAGUCGCUGGCGAAUGAGUGGAGAAACUUUGCGCGUGUCAACUCAGUGUCGCCGGGCUAUGUUGAGACUGAUAUCUCGGAUUACAUUCCUAAAGAGAAAAAAGACAUGUAG
Aspergillus chevalieri is the source of this 666-nucleotide messenger RNA. RefSeq lists its product as uncharacterized. Gene Ontology annotation, cellular component: intracellular anatomical structure. Lineage: Eukaryota; Fungi; Ascomycota; Eurotiomycetes; Eurotiales; Aspergillaceae. The transcript has a single exon. Gene Ontology annotation, molecular function: oxidoreductase activity, acting on NAD(P)H, oxygen as acceptor. The coding region runs from base 1 to 666 and encodes 221 amino acids. The record is from RefSeq and is a predicted model, not a curated record.